AAGCAAGCCAUCUAAAAUCCAUUUUUAAUGUGCGUUGUUGAAUACACGAAUGUCAUAAAAAAAAGUCGGCCAAGCCUACCGAUUCCACAUCAAAAGAGGCGCAAACAUCUCCAGAGGGUUGUACAUAUGUUUUCAUACACAAAAUAAAGCAUUUGUGUAUUGUCUUCCUACAGCUUGUGACUCGUGUAAACACACUGUGUAAAACAAAUUCUUUGAAUACAAAUCAUACAUCUUGCGUAGCAACGAUACUCCACCCUAUUCUAUUUGGUUGCCAGAAGCUGAGGACUAUAUUCUCUGAAGAUUGAUAAUAACUGAAGAUGCGAGUUCUUACUGUAAGCCAUGCAACAGAUUUAAAAAAAGCUUGAGUUUUUUCUCAUUUUUGAAAGAACGUUUUACCAGUAUCAGACAUUGUAAUACAUUAUACAAUGGAUAAUUGGGUCGAUUAUGAUGAUGGUCUUUUAAAUGGUAUAAAAGAUCAGUGCGGCCGUCUACCAGUACCGGACUUCGGUGACAAUUUAGAAACAAAACCACUUCUGGAAGAUAUUGAUUCUUAUUUGAAUAAAAAUUCUGCACUGAUAACGAGUAAAGAAAAGGCAGAGGAAAGUAUUGGUAGUUGCAAUCUAUCAAACAGUAUUAAAGAGGGCGUUCCCAAACUGGAAGGUGGAAUUCCAUUGGAGAAUUGCUCGAACCAAGGACACACAAGUAGUAUGGCAACAUAUGUGGUUAAAGAUAAUGUUGCAAACUCCACCGUUAAACAUGAACCUCCUCAUAACUCUGCGACAAAUGUUUUCGCACCAGUUAUGAUCGCACCUGGUAUAAUGGGAUUUGAUGCUACGAUACGGCCGAUGUUAAAGCCCGUCAAAAGAGGGAGGCCUCGAAUCCAUCCUGUGAAACCAGACAACGGAAUAAAACGUAAACCAGGGAGACCAAGGAUACACCCAGUCAAGCCAAACGAUGGCAUAAAGCGAAAACCUGGACGGCCGCGCAUUCAUCCACUAAGGCCAGGAGAAACUGAGCAUCCCGCACGAAAGGCUCCAGUUACUCCUGUUAUUAGGUAUAUAAGGCCAAAACCAGAUCCGUCGCUAAUGGUGUUCACUGGUGCAAUACCGCACACAUUUAUACCCACUACCAUUACAAAUUCCAUACAGUUACCUUCACCGCAACAGCGCACACCAGUGAGAUUUCUUCCUCCACUGGCUGCAAUUGACCCGAUCACAGGCAAAAGGAAGCGAGGCAGACCACGAAUACACCCUAUCAAAUUCCAUGACGGUAUAAAACGCAAACCAGGAAGGCCAAGGAAAGUACCGUUGCCAGAAAGUCACGCAAUUAAAACAGUCCCACCGCCUGUAUAUCAACACGAUGUGAAUGUGAUUGAGAAAAAAUUCACCCCGUCUUCGCGAAGUUCAGAGUUGAUUGAAAAAGUUGAUGUUGUUGAGGAUAAAGAUCGUCGAUUUAGCAUUGAGGCGGCGGUACCCGAGAGUGAAUGUAAACCGUUUAUGUGCGGGGCAUGUGGUGACUGUUUCCGCACCUCAGAUGAACUUAUGUCCCAUGUUGUCAAACAUGAAGAGGAAACAGAUGAAAUGCAAGGUCACAAUGUGGAAGAAAAUGGGGAUGGUAGUCGGUGGCCAACCGACGCCACAAAUCAAAGGGAAUUAAUAGAUAACGGAAGGGAUUCACCGAGCGAUAGUCUGCCAAGUGAAGGUCCGCCAAAACCGCUGUUCAGUCAUGGCGAACAUAUGAGAAAAUCAGCAACAUUGUCACGUGGUACUUAUGCUUAUUCAAAAGACGCACAACAACAUGAACAAAAUGCAGGCACGAGUAGAAACGAAGUUUCAACUUGUAGUUGAGACUAAGGGUUAUUUUUUUUUAUAAUGAAGUAAAGGUUUUUAUGAUAAGACAGCACUUUUUUUUAACUGUACAUACACUGUAACAUUGAACUGAAGGCAAUUAGACUUGAAUGGGGUGGGGAUUGUUGUCAAAUAUUUGGUGAUAUAACACUAAACAUUCACAUAGGUAUUUAGCUGGGUGCAUGUUUGGCCGACAUAUCCACUUCCCCGACAUAUCCACCUCCGCUCUUUGUUGUUAGCGCUUGACGAUGCAACGCUAUCUGUUGAUUUCUAUGGUGGACAGAGUGGAUCGUCAUCAAAAACGAUCUGCUGUGCGUGCCUCAUUGCGUUGUAUUCCUUAUAUAAUCGCGUCUGGUGUUGACUGUCAGCACAAUGUGUGCUAGGCUUUCCUUAUAGUAAGGGUUUCUAUAAUUGAAACCUUCAUUUGGCAUUAAAGAUACAUUUCCACAAGUAUGUAGAAAAUCAUUAAUAUUAUUCAUGUCAGUUUAGUUUCAUUUGCUUAAGAAUUAUUUGUUUUGAGUUGAAAUCUGUGAUAAAUAAUAUAUUAAUUUUAUAUUAAUUUAUAAAUUAUUAUUUUAUUUUAUUCUUGCUUGAAAAAAAUAUUGUGUUGAAUCGAUAUCUAACAAUAAUAAUUUAUUAUUACAAUAUUCUAUUAUUAGUCUAGAUUUUACACAAUAAUUAAUUUAAUCUAGCAAAACAGAAAACAAUUUUUGAGUUGAGUACGUAUUAAUUCAUGGUUUGCUUAGAAUUUUUCCCAUUUUUCAUACAUUAUAGAAAACAGAUAAAAUUAUUUAAAUUUUAUUGGAGUAUACCAUGCAGAACAUUCUUUAACCCCUUAAAAAGAGAAAUUACAUGAAACAAAGACUUGAUAAAUGAGUCAGUAUUAUUAAAGGUCAUGUGACUCAAAAAUCAGCCAAUCAGGAAUUGGCAUUUUUGGUAUUGAUUCAGGCCUGAUUUCUAUCCACAGUGCAUCCGCCUAUCUUCUUCCCAUAGACUAUGCGACUAGCUAAUACCAAUUUCAUUUUGAUAACUCCUAGUAGAUUCCAAUAAUUUUCAUGAAUAAUAGUAAUAUUGAAUGACCUUUGAACCUGUAUUCAAAUUAGUAUCGAGAUGAAAAUGCUUGACCUGAAAUACAGCUCUAUGCUAGAGGAUAUUGAUUCAGAACAAGCUUAACUAAAUUAAUAAAUAAUCAUAAUUUAUUUGCAAUUGUAAAUUUUUAAUCAUAAUCGUAAAUUUCACUCUAAUCAUUUAAUUUUAAUAAUUAUCUUAAUAUCAUUUUAUUAAAUUUUUUUUAAAUAAUCAGGAUUUUAAAUUUUAAUUUCAUAUAUCAUAAUUUCAUUUUAAUAGCAAGAUUUCAGUUUUAAUAGCAUAGUAUUCAUUUCAUUUUUAUUGUUUAACAUUAGUAGGCCUACAUUUUAAUUUUUAUUUAUGUUUUUGUUUUAUAAUGAUAUUCAUAAUUGAAAUAAUUAUGAUAUUUAUGAUUUUAUUUUUAAUAUGUAAAUCAUAAUUUUAUUAUUGAUAAGAUCUUUAAUAUUGGUUUAACAAAACAUGUUUGAAUUAUUUUCUUUUAGUUUACGUAUAAAAUUCACAUUUUGUCUCACGGAUGUAACCAACCCUGAAAAAUUGAAAUGAAUGUAUAAAAGUAUUGAUUUCCAAAAAUCAAUCGAAGUAAAACUAAAAUAUGAAUAGUGAUAUAAAUAAUUUCAGUCAAUAUUAUUAUUAAUCAUAUUAUGUGGCCAUCAUAAUUUCAGGUAUUUUGAAUGAAGACAUAUUAACAUUCAUUAAAUAUAUAUAAAAAAAAAAUACCCCUUGCGCUGUUUUUGUGUUGUAACUUAAUUUACUGACUAUCAUAAUAUACUUAGUGCAUAUAUUAUUAUUUUAUAUGUUUGUAUACAUUAACCUAACAGAACACAUCAUAAAUGAAACUAUUGAACAGGAGAUGUAGUAUGAUGCAGUUUUUAUCUUUUUAUGACUAAUCAAUCAAUAAUUUAUGUUUAGAAUUUAUUGUUUAUAAUAAAUGUUUCAUGUUUAUGUA
This is a messenger RNA of Anneissia japonica, 3882 nucleotides long. RefSeq lists its product as uncharacterized. Bases 426 to 1847 code for a protein of 473 amino acids. Gene Ontology annotation, molecular function: DNA binding. The record is from RefSeq and is a predicted model, not a curated record. The transcript is spliced from 2 exons. Lineage: Eukaryota; Metazoa; Echinodermata; Crinoidea; Comatulida; Comatulidae.